This is a messenger RNA of Chelonoidis abingdonii (Abingdon island giant tortoise), 3266 nucleotides long. The record is from RefSeq and is a predicted model, not a curated record. NCBI's taxonomy places the organism in Eukaryota, Metazoa, Chordata, Testudines, Testudinidae.
CCACCUCCCUAGGGAACCCAUUCCAGUGCUUCCCCACCCUCCUAGGGAAACAGUGUUUCCUAAUAUCCAGCCGAGACUGGGCGCUCUUCCCCUGGUCUGAUCUUGUUAGUCAAUAAAGGGCUAUAAUAAGGGAGGGGGCAGAGCUCCCCAUCCUGCCCCACUCUCCCCAGUUCCCUCUCCUGGGUGUCUCCGUGACUCUCCUAUUGCGGUGACCACUUGUGUCCCUUGCUUAGUGCAGGGCUGGGAGCCAGGAGGCCUGGAUUCUGUUUCUGCUUUAGCCACUGACUCGCUGGGUGACCUUGCACAAGUCAUUCCCUGCCUCUCUGCCCCAGGUUGAAGAAGCCCAUGAAGCACUCUGAGAGUGCAAAUUGUAAUUCACAUUAUACUGUUACACUUGUGAACUUCAGUAGGGUUGUGGAUCAGGGCACCUAGAGCUUCCAAUGAGCAUCUUUUCUUAUAUAAAUUGAAAUAACUCAACUGGGAAAUUCCCCAAGCAACACCAUUCUCCUGGCCAGCACAGAAAAGCAGCUGCUGGUCAGACUGUUAAGUAUGAAGUGCUGGGCCAAUGUUGCUUUAAAUUAUUGUAUCUCUUGAGUAUCUUUUCUUUUCAGUACAGCGUUAAAGCUGCAAUUUAAAUAACCUUGUUUUGUUUUUCACAUUUAUCAUUUUGCUUCUAGAGGUGAUAAGGGAAGUUAUUUGACCAGGGUCACACAAUGAGCUAGUAUGUGAGCUGUGAAUAGAACCCAGGAGUCCUGAGCCAUCAGAGCAGGAGACAAUACUUCCUCCUGAGUGGGAUGUGUCAGGUGGCCUGGUCUGAGCUGCUUGAGCAUUUCCUGGUGCUCUUAGCUGGUGUCUGCAGAACUUGGUCAUGUCGCAUGGUGCAAAACAGCUGGCCGCUGGGAUCUUACAUGCCACCGGCAAAGGCCAGCAUGGAAACUUCCUGGUCACCAUCAAGCAGGAGAAGGGUGAAGUUCCCCGGACCAGCAGCGAGAAGCCCCACGGCGAGGAGGAGCCAGUGAAGAAGAGGGGCUGGCCCAAAGGGAAGAAGAGGAAGAAGAUCCUGCCCAAUGGCCCCAAGGCCCCAGUGACCGGCUAUGUCCGCUUCCUGAAUGAACGCCGCGAGCAGAUCCGCAUGCAGCAUCCCGACCUGCCCUUCCCAGAGAUCACCAAGAUGCUGGGAGCUGAAUGGAGCAAACUGCAGCCCACGGACAAACAGCGGUACCUAGAUGAGGCGGAGCGCGAGAAGCAACAGUACAUGAAGGAACUGCGGGAGUACCAGCAGUCAGAGGCCUACAAGAUGUGCACAGAGAAGAUCCAGGAGAAGAAGAUCAAGAAAGAGGAUGCUGGUUCUGUGUCUGUGAACACUCUGCUGAACGGAUACCCGCACAAGGGCGAGGACUGCGGUGGGGACGGUUUCUCCACGUUUGACGUGCCCAUCUUCACCGAGGAGUUCUUGGACCAGAACAAAGCGCGGGAGGCCGAGCUGCGGCGCCUGCGGAAGAUGAACAUGGAGUUCGAGGAGCAGAACACCAUCCUGCAGAAGCACACGGAGAGCAUGAGCUGCGCCAAGGAGAAGCUGGAGCAGGAGCUGGCAUUGGAGGAGAGGCAGACACUGGCCUUGCAGCAGCAGCUCCAGUCUGUCCGUCAGGCCCUAACCACCAGCUUCGCUUCCCUUCCCAUCCCAGGCACUGGAGAGACCCCCACGCUGGGCACCCUGGAUUUCUACAUGGCCAGACUGCACAGCGCCAUUGAGAGCAACCCGCUCCAACAUGAGAAGCUGGUCGUGCGCAUCAAGGAGAUCCUCUCCCGGAUAGCCAGUGAACACUUAUGAAAGGCCUGGUGUGUCCUGCGGCCCAGCGCUGACUUGGACUGGGACCCUCAGCCACCUCCUCCCACCCGCCCUGACACCUGGAAUCGGCUGGAGCCUUGCGGCUCAGCACCUCCGCCUUGCAUAGAUCUUUGCUGGAGAAGGGCUUUGAGCGGGUUGAGUAACUCUUGGUCCUUCCGUGCAGCUGAGAACUGUGGGCCAGGCCCCUGUGUGGCCUUGAGGGGCAGGCUGCCAAGCAGGGACAGCAAGGCAGCUUGUGGGGUCACCUCUCAGCUCCUCCUGUGCCCCGGCUCGCUGAGUGCAGGGCUGGAGCUCAGUGCAGUGAAGCUGGCCCUCAAUUCUCCAGCAAGGCCCCAAGAUUGUGCAGCAAUGCUGGAAAUCCUGCAGCAGCUGCGUUAAAUUAAACCACAGUCUUAAAGCUGCCCCCUGGCACCUCACUUGACAGUAAAUCAGGGUGUCUCGGGCUGGCCCCACCCUCCAGCUGUCAAGGUGACGGAGAAGUCUGUCUUGCCAAGGCAGGGCAGAAGCGCUUGUCACUGGGAGGGUGCUGGCGUAGACCAGGCACUGCUGUCCUUACCCUUGUGUCACCUGGACCUGCACUGAGCAGAAGAGGACACAGCAAUGAUAAGGCCAUGUCCUGCUCAUGUUAGCGCAACCUCCCCUAGAGCUGAAUCAGUGGUCAGGCAAAAAUAGAUGGGUUCCCUCUUUCCCCCACACGAAAAAUGUCUGUAAACCCAGCCUGAGCUCUCAGCAGUGAAAUGGUUCAGUGUUGGCAUUUAAACUACCAUCAUUAGGUUUCAGAAUUAAUCAACUGCCAUGAAGGGGGCUGUUCAGCCCUCUUGGAGCAAUUGUUUCAGGCUGUCUGCAGACUCAGGCGUUCACGCUUGAGUCACAUGAGGGCUGUCGCUCUUUGAUGAGCGCUGCAAUCCUAGCACUCUGGUGGGAUGGGAACUCUGCUCCCCAUCCCUAAAAUAGCAUGACUGAGUAUUAUGGGGCUGGCCCUUCCAGUCCCUGCUGAGCCCUGCCUGAGGGGGCCCGGGGAAGCCAUGUCUGCAGGCUGGGGUCAGGCCAGCUCUCUUGUUCUCAGCAUGGUGUCCUCUGCCUUAGUUAGCUAAGGGGCAUGGAUGGGCCCAACUGGGUCAGUUUAGUAUCAGAGGGUUACAGUCCUGCUGCCUGGAACAGGUCCCUGCCUGGAUUUGGGUCUGUGGUGUAGAUGGGCCCUUGUCUGGUCACUGCUGAGUUAACCCAGGCUCUUACCCCAGUGGAACCUCAACCCCCUCCUGUCCACACACAACCGCGUCCCCUGAGUUUGGUGGUGCUCUCAACCCCGGCUAGCUGGCCCGGGUGCUGCUUUCACUCGGCUGGAACCUGCCCACUUUGCAGUGAGGGUGCAGGCUAAAUCACUCAGUGCUGAUAGUCCUCCAGCGCCUUCCCACAG